AUGGCAACUCUUGUUUUUCUCAGUUUUGCGCUUUUGGUAUGCACAUCAGCGUCCCAACUCCAACCUCGCUCUAUCACCCCUCCCGAUGGAUGUCCUAUUCCCACAUGGCGAGUCAACACUUUUCAAUGGUAUAACGGCUCGCAUAGCCUAGAUUGUAUCCACAACGAAGCCGAUAUCGAUGCUAGAGGGUGUCUCUGCGGUCAUGGAUGGUGCGAGCCCGAUCCCGCGACGUGCAAUGGGACCAUGGUCAAUUUAUGCUGGACUGGAAUGCCAAGCUAUGAGCCAUGGGGCUAUGGACCGCUGGAAACACUGACCAUCGACUUUGAUGACGGUCUUGCUUGCCACGAUGAAUACAUCGGAUACCGCAUUCAUGAUAUGGGUUAUGGCGAGACCAACUGUGGAUAUGCCGACCGUGGCGCUGGGCGCAUUGUUGCUUUCUAUGGAACCACCAACCUAGAAAGUUCCACAGGACAUAUGGAUUACACUCUCGGUGAUGGGCAUGCAAUGAAGUGCGAGAACGGCAGCAGCAUCACCUAUUUCGGUAGCACGGAUUUCGAGCUGAGCUGCACACAUGACGCUUUCUACAACGCCACUUGCACUGCUCCCAUCUUUGAAGUCCCAGUCCUUAGCUAUAAAUGGGUCUAG
This is a messenger RNA of Penicillium vulpinum, 645 nucleotides long. RefSeq lists its product as uncharacterized. NCBI's taxonomy places the organism in Eukaryota, Fungi, Ascomycota, Eurotiomycetes, Eurotiales, Aspergillaceae. The record is from RefSeq and is a predicted model, not a curated record. The coding region runs from base 1 to 645 and encodes 214 amino acids. The transcript has a single exon.